Salmo salar (Atlantic salmon) is the source of this 2503-nucleotide messenger RNA. The record is from RefSeq and is a predicted model, not a curated record. Lineage: Eukaryota; Metazoa; Chordata; Actinopteri; Salmoniformes; Salmonidae.
UGACACCGCUUCGGUCGAUGGGGACGCUGAAGAGUGAAGCAUUCUGGGAUAUUGACACAUAAUUGCAGCGAUGUUUUGGUGAAGAUUACUUCAAGACUAAACACACAAAUAAAAAAUGAAGCGAGUUUUCACCCUCACAGACAGAGCCUGGUUGGGGUCCUGUCUCCAGUACAAAUGGCAGAAGACACUGGGGAAUUACAUCGCUGUCGCAGGACCUGACAGCUCAGUGAAGAUAUUUGACAGACAUGGACAGAGGAAGAAUGAACUGAAUCUACCUGGGCGUUGUGUAGGGAUGGACUGGGAUAAAGACGGAGACAUCUUGGCAGUGAUCUCUGACAAGUCCAGCUCCGUUUACCUCUGGGACGCGAACGUCAACAAGACUUCCCAGAUCGACAGCGGCAUGAGAGACCAGAUGUCAUUCGUCCUGUGGUCGAAGGCUGGUCCCCUAUUGGCUGUCGGGACCAACAAAGGAAACCUGCUGAUCUACAAUCAACAGACGUCACGAAAGAUCCCCGUCCUGGGAAAGCACACUAAGCGUAUCACAUGUGGCUGCUGGAGUUCUCAGAACCUUUUGGCGCUAGGCAGCGAGGACUGCAGCGUAACCAUUAGCAACCAGGAGGGAGACACCAUCCGACAGACGUCGGUGCGUUCUGACCCAGCUGAUGUCCAGUUUUCUGUGAUGAAGACAGACGAGAGGUCUUCCCCAGGAGAGAGCACAAGUUGCUGUGCUGAGAGACGAGUGCUGUGUGCAGAGAAGGAAGAGGAGAGUUGGAGGGAUGAGAGCAGGAUGGACAGAAUAUGGGUGAGUGUUGCCGUGGGGAAGAAGACCUUGUUCCUGUUUAACCUCAACGACCCCGACAACCCCAUAGAGCUGGCCUUCCAGCAGCGCUACGGAAACAUCAUCUCCUACCACUGGUAUGGUGAUGGCUACAUCCUGAUUGGAUUCUCUCAGGGGUAUUUUGUAGUGAUUUCUACUCACAUCAGAGAGAUCGGACAGGAACUGUUCCAGGCUCACAACCAUAAAGACAGUCUGACUAGUGUGGCCAUUUCCUCUGCUCUCAACAAGGCUGCUUCCUGUGGCGACAACAGUAUAAAGAUCCAUGAUCUGUCUGAGCUGAAGGAGAUGGACGCCAUCGUCAACCUGGAGGAUGAGACUAAAGGUCUGGACCAGUUGAGCUGGACAGAUGAUGGCCAGUUGUUGGCCGUCUCCACCCAGAGAGGAACCCUGCACGUCUUCCUGACCCGUCUCCCCAUCCUGGGGAACAGCUGUGGGACCCGCCUGGUCUACCUGACCUCCCUGCUAGAGGUCACUGUGUCUAACCGUGUAGAGGGGGAAGCUCCUGUUGCGGUGACGGUGGAGGUGGAGCCUAACUUCAUCGCCGUGGGACCCUACCACAUCGCCGUGGGGAUGAACAACCGAGCCUGGUUCUACGCCCUGGGAGACUCCGGUGUGGAGAGGCUGAAGGACGUGGAGUAUUUGGGGACGAUCGCCAGCAUGUGUCUGAACUCGGAAUACGCAGCGGCUCUGUUUGAGGGCAAAGUACAACUACACAUGAUGGAGGGGGACGACCAACAGGAACAGAGACAGACCAGGCUGUUUCCAGACGGAGACCGUAAAGAACACAUCGUCAGUCACGCCCUCACUAACGACUUCCUCUUCUACGGGACUGAUAGUGGGGUGAUAGUGUGUAUCCUGGUGGAAGACUGGCAGAUGUUGAAUGAGUUCCGCCACCCAGUCGGCAUCAAGAAGGUGUUCCCCGACCCCAACGGAACGCGUCUGGCCUUCAUCGACGACAAGAGUGACGGCUUCCUGCUCUCGCCUGUGAAUGACUCCCAUGUAGAGAUUCCUAGUUUCUCUCCCACCAUCACUGGGGUCCUGUGGGAGACCUGGCCCUCAGAUAAAGGAGUGUUCGUAUCCUUCGACGACGACAAAGUCUACACGUACGCCAUGCAUAAAAACACCAUCUACGGUCCCAGGGUAGUGUUUGUAGGCAGCACCAAGCUUCCUUUCUCCCAUAAGCCCUUGCUGCUGUAUAAUGGUGAGCUGACGUGUCAGACCCAGAGUGGGAAGACCAGCAGCGUGGCUCUGAGCACACACACCUUUCUCACACACACACACUCCCCCGGUGCGCACACACACACACCCGAGGAACUCAGCAAGCAGCUCACACAGGCGCUCAUGCUCAAGAGGUUCCCUGAGGCGUGGGAGCUGUGUAAGGCGCUGGGCGGCCCGGCGGGCUGGGCUGAGAUGGGCCGGUCCUGUCUGAUACACAUGGAGGUGGACCUGGCAGUACGGCUGUUCCGGAUGAGUGGCGACGUUGGCAUGGUGAUGUCACUGCAGGGCAUCAAGGGUAUAGAAGACAGGAGUUUGUUAGCAGGUCACCUGGCUAUGUUCCUGAAUGACUAUAACUUGGCUCAGGACCUCUACCUAGAGUCUUCCUGUCCCAACGCAGCCCUGGAGAUGAGGAGGGACCUGCAGCAUUGGGACAGAGCUCUGAUGCUG